AUGCCUGCUGCUGGGAUGCCGAGUCUUCUCCAGAGUUCUCCUGAGAGUCCUCAGAGUCCUCCUGAGAGGCCUGACCAGUCUCCUCUCCAGAGUCCUGUGAGCUCCUUCGUCUCCUCCACUUCACUGAGUCUUCAGAGUCCUCCUGAGAGUCCUCAGAGUCCGCCUGAGGGGCCUGACCAGUCUCCUCUCCAGAGUUCUCUGAGCUCCUUCGUCUCCUCCACUUCACUGAGUCUUCCCCUGAGUUUCCCUGAGAGUCCUCAGAGUCUUCCUGAGGGGCCUGCCCAGCCUGGUUUCCAGAGUUUUGUGUGUUCCUUCUCCUCCACUUCACUGAGUCUUCUCCAGAGUUUCCCUGAGAGUCCUCAGAGUCCUCCUGAGGGGCCUCCCCAGUCUCCUCUCCAGAGUCCUGUGAGCUCCUUCCGCUCCUUCCGCUCCUUCCCCUCCUUCCCCUCCUUCCCCUCCUUCCCCUCCUCCCCCUCCUCCCCCUCCUCCCCCUCCUCCUCCUCCUCCUCCUCCUCCCCCUCCUCUUCCUCCUCUUCCUCCUCCUCCUCCCCCUACCCCUCCUCCUCCCCCUACCCCUCCUCCUCUUCCCCCUACCCUUCCUCCUCCUCUUCCCCCUACCCCUCCUCCUCCUCCCCUGUCUCCAGUUCAUUGAGUUUUCUCCAGAGUUCCCCUCAGAGUCCUCCUCAGGGGCCUGCGCAGUCUCCUCUCCUGAGUCCUGUGAGCUCCUUCUCCUCCACUUCCCUGAGGUCCUUCUCCUCCAUUUCACUGAGUUUUCCCCCAAGUUCCCCUGAGAGUCCUCAGAGUCCUCCUGAGGGGCCUGCAGAGUUUCCUCUCCUGAGUCCUGUGAGCUCCUUCUCCUCCACUUCCCUGAGUCUUCCCCCAAGUUCCCCUGAGAGUCCUCAGUGUCCUCCUGAGCGGCCUGCACAGUCUUGUCUCCUGAGUUUUAGUUUCCCUGAGAGUCCUUGGAGUCCUUCCGAGGGGCCUGCCCAGUCUCCUCCCCAGAGUCCUGUGAGCUCCUUCUCCUACCACUCCUCCAGCUCAUUGAGUCUUCUCCAGAGUUCCCCUGAGAGUCCUCAGAGUCCUUCUGAGGGGCCUGCCCAGUCUGCUCUCCAGCGUUUUGUGUGCUCCUUCUUCUCUGACUGUUUGAGUCUUCUCGAGAGUUCCCCUGAGUGUCCCCAGAGUCCUCCUGAGGGGGCUUCCCAGUCUGCUCUCCAGGGUCGUGUGAGCGCCUUCUCCUCUAGUCCAUUGAGUCUUCCCCCGAAUUCCCCUGAGUGUCCCCAGA
Sapajus apella (tufted capuchin) is the source of this 1282-nucleotide messenger RNA. Its product is annotated as melanoma-associated antigen C1-like. NCBI's taxonomy places the organism in Eukaryota, Metazoa, Chordata, Mammalia, Primates, Cebidae. The annotation marks the transcript as partial. The record is from RefSeq and is a predicted model, not a curated record. The transcript has 2 exons.